CGUCAGCCACCGCCACGUAGUCUUCGAAAACCAUCCACUGGCCGUCGCCGUCGCCGUCAUUCUUUGUUUACGCAAUCCACCACUUCCAUUUUCAUUCUCUUACGUGUCAAUUCAAUUUACAACUCUACCCCUCAUCUCUCUUACAAUCCCCCAACACUACUUCCGUAAUUUCACCCUACUCUUUCUCUCGAACAAAAACCAAGUACGUGGGAGUUUCAAUUCGGCACGUGUUGAUUCAAUCGGUCUCCUUCGCCGCCAAGCGCCGAUGACAACUUCCGCUCUAAAUUUAAUCUCCUCCUUAUUUAAUUCUAGGGUUUGUAAUCUCCGCCUUCUUCCAUUUCUGUCGAAAGAUCUUGUUUCGAUUUCGUGUAUCAAUGGUGCAGUUUCUAGAUUCCUACAUGACGUUGUAUCCGGAGAAAUUGCCGGUGAAGCGUGAGCGUGAUGAUUCUUUUCACCACGAGCACGCUCAAUUGGACAAGCGGUUUAAGCCUGAUUUUCACAAGUCUGUUUCGGGACCUGACACAUUAUCUGCAACUUCUUCACACAAUAAUCCACUGGAUGAGCCAAGUCCUCUUGGUUUGGUGCUAAGAAAGAGCCCGUCCCUGUUGGAUCUAAUUCAAAUGAAACUUUCACAGGGGAGUGCGUCUACUACAGCUGCUGGACCUUCAAACACCGAAACUUUUAACUUCGUGGUUAAAGCAGAAAGCCAGGACGCUACCGUGCCGGGUACCAAUGAGAAACUAAAGGCUUCAAACUUCCCAGCUUCACUUUUAAGGAUUGGACGUUGGGAGUACAAAUCAAGACAUGAAGGUGAUUUAGUGGCUAAGUGUUACUAUGCUAAGCAUAAGCUUGUAUGGGAAAUCCUUGAGGGUGGACUCAAAAGUAAAAUAGAGAUACAAUGGUCUGAUAUUAUGGCUUUAAAUGCGAACUGUCCUGAUGAUGGACCUGCUAUAUUAAAUGUUGUGCUGGCUAGACGGCCUCUUUUCUUCAGGGAGACCAACCCUCAACCAAGGAAGCACACGUUGUGGCAAGCAACAGCUGAUUUUACUGAUGGUGAGGCUAGCAUACAGAGGCAGCAUUUUCUGCAAUGUCCAUAUGGGCUUCUAAACAAGCAUUUUGAAAAGCUCAUCCAAUGUGACUCACGCCUGAACUUCUUAAGCCGACAACCAGAGAUUGUGUUGGGUUCUCCAUAUUUUGAACCAAUAGCCUCUACGUUUACAACCUUGCAGCAAGCCAGCAUCCAUGGUUUGGAGCAAGCAGAGAAUGACAAUCAAUCUCUACUUUCUACUUUCCAGGAUGUAGUUUCAUCAUCUGCUGUGUCUUCAUUGAAGAUAGAAAAGGCUUCCCCUCAGAUGGUGUUCGAACCUUUCACCGUGGAGGCACCUUCCCCCAGUUCAGGUACAUUGAACUUGCAAGUUGGUCUGCGCGUGAAAAAUGUAAUGGACGCUCACGAGAUUGAAGAGAAUAGAAGUACUAAAGUUACCAGAAAGCCAAGAAACUGGGAGCAGAUAAAGGUUCCGGGGAUUCACCCAUCCGUGUCGAUGAGCGAUCUUGUCAACCACAUUGGACAUCAUAUUACAGAACAAAUGGCUUCUACAAAGACACCAUUUGUUGAUAAUGGUUCGGAGGAAUACCAAUCUAUGCUGGAUGACAUUGCACAAUACUUGCUGAGUGACAAUCAAUUGUCAGCAGCUUCUGAUGAGGUAUCACUCAUGUCUCGAGUUGAUUCUCUCUGCUGCCUGUUGCAGAAAGAACCUGUUCAAAGUUCUCAAACCAACGGUGAAAACUGUGUUGAAGGAGCCAAUUACAGAGAUGAUGUUGCGAUGUUGAGGGAUGGCAAGAAUAUUGAAGACCAUAUUAAGAUUCAUCCCGAAACAACGCAGGAAGUUUCUGGAAGCAUACAAGCCUCAGCUAUGUCAAGGAAAGAUUCAUAUGGGGAUUUGUUGUUGCAUCUUCCUCGAAUUGCAUCACUUCCUAAGCUCUUAUUUGACAUUUCAGAUGGUGAUGAAGGUCAAGAUUAAUUAAUUGCAAGCUAAUUUUUAUGGUCUAUGAAUAGAGUAUGUAGGGGGUUCUGGAAAUUGUAGCUCAUGUAAGAACCCUUUACGUGUAAAAAUUCUUUUAUUAGGUCCACAGCUUACAGUUGACGACAGAACAAACAUUGUACACAGCAUGGGUUUGAUUAUACAUUGAAGUUCGAAUGAUAGUUCUAGUUCCUUGUA
This is a messenger RNA of Benincasa hispida (wax gourd), 2219 nucleotides long. RefSeq lists its product as uncharacterized. The record is from RefSeq and is a predicted model, not a curated record. Lineage: Eukaryota; Viridiplantae; Streptophyta; Magnoliopsida; Cucurbitales; Cucurbitaceae.